AUGCGUGCUUCGGGGUCAGUGUUUGCCCUGCGCAGGCUCAGUGCGCAUGCGUGUUUCAGACCAGGAAAGAGCGGACGGCGCCACAGCUGCCCCGGAUCCACGCGUCUCUUUUGUCUGAAGAAACUUCCAGCGCGAACCUCGUCAAUGUCGACGGUGCUUUUACUGAGAGCCGCCGUGAAGGAGCGUCUGUCUGCGGCCGUGGAGGAGGUCUGCGCCCUGGUGGAGAGGAGCAUAGCGGAGUAUGAGGAGGAGCUGAGGAGGAGCAUACAGAACCAGAGGAACAUCGCGGAGUAUGAGGGGGAGGAGGUGAGAGGCUGGGACCAGGAGGAGCAGGAGGAGGAGCAGAGGAGGAGAGAGGAGCGGCUGGAGGCGCUGCUCUGGCCCGCAGGAGGAGCAGCAGGAGGAGCAGCAGGAGGAGCAGCAGGAGCUCUCCCGCCUCCAUUACAUUUUAAAGCGGUUUUCUUUCGGACGCUGUCGGUGCGGCUCUAG
Molecule: messenger RNA, 489 nt
Organism: Knipowitschia caucasica
Lineage: Eukaryota; Metazoa; Chordata; Actinopteri; Gobiiformes; Gobiidae
Source: the annotation of a GenBank genome assembly